This is a messenger RNA of Cephus cinctus (wheat stem sawfly), 2146 nucleotides long. It is a transcript of the gene Sfxn2, whose product is annotated as sideroflexin-2. Gene Ontology annotation, cellular component: mitochondrial inner membrane. Gene Ontology annotation, biological process: serine import into mitochondrion; monoatomic ion transport. The record is from RefSeq and is a predicted model, not a curated record. The transcript has 9 exons. Gene Ontology annotation, molecular function: monoatomic ion transmembrane transporter activity. Bases 274 to 1254 code for a protein of 326 amino acids. Lineage: Eukaryota; Metazoa; Arthropoda; Insecta; Hymenoptera; Cephidae.
CUAUCGGUUAAACUACUUUGUUUUACGUCUCCCAAUACAGAAUUUCAUAAUAACAAUAUCCGCAUUGAAUUUUGAGAUAUACACGAUACUAGUUCUGAUAAUUCUAACGUACAGCACAUAAUGAUAAUAAUAUUGGGAAGAUGACAGUGACGUACCAACAAUCUUGGUGCCACCGACCUUAGGAUUUGCGUGUGCGCUUUGCUUAGUCGUUGUCAGUGACCAGAGGAGGCUUGCAGUUCACGAAACGCGUCCAGGAAACCCUCUUCGAAGAAAAUGACGACCGAUAGACUGGACUUAGAUAAGCCUCUCUGGGAUCAAAGCACGUUCCUGGGCAGAUGGCGGCACUUCGCUUGGGUUACCGAUUUCCGUACUUGUGUCGCAUCCGAAAAGGAACUUUAUGCGGCUAAGAAUUUAUGCGAAGAUUACAGGCUUGGCAAAGAAUCAGCGGGUACAACCAGGGAGCAGAUAAUAUACGCAAAGAAGCUCUACGAAUCUGCAUUUCAUCCGGAUACGGGUGAGCUACAAAAUGUCUUUGGUAGAAUGUCCUUCCAAGUACCGGGUGGAAUGGCUGUCACUGGAGCCAUGCUACAAUUUUACAGAACCACCACAGCCGUAGUUUUUUGGCAAUGGGUUAACCAGUCAUUCAAUGCAUUAGUAAAUUAUACAAAUAGAAAUGCCAAUAGUCCUGUAACAACGGCACAACUAGGUACAGCCUAUGUAAGCGCAACGGCCGCAGCAAUGUUAACAGCAAUAGGAUGUAAGACCUUUUGGGAAAAAAGGGCGAAUCCCCUCAUGGCUAGAUACGUCCCCUUUGCGGCUGUAGCUGCGGCGAACUGUGCCAAUAUUCCUUUAAUGAGACAGAAUGAGAUACGAAGCGGUAUAGAAUUGAGCGAUGAGAACGGUAACAAGCUCACUAGAUCGAAGAUUGCUGCUGUGAAAGGUAUCAGCCAAGUGAUCAUCUCUAGGAUCGUUAUGUGCGCUCCUGGCAUGCUUAUUCUACCCCCUAUUAUGGAAAAGUUAGAAACAUAUCCUUGGAUGCAAAAGAUUAAGGCACUUCAUGCACCUAUGCAAGUGAUGAUGGUCGGCUGUUUCCUGACAUUUAUGGUACCCACAGCAUGUGCUUUAUUCCCUCAAAGAUGUUCGAUUGCAGUGAGCACGUUGCAACAGUGGGAGCCGGAAAAUUAUGAAAUAUUGAAGAAAAACUGCCCAAAGGGAAAGAUACCAGAGUAUCUGUACUUCAACAAAGGGUUGUAAUGCCCGUGAAGCAAUAGUCUUUAUAAAAAUCACGGUGAAAAAUGCACCGAUUUAAAUGUAGACAAAGUUCUAAAGCGUAGACAAAGGAUAAAAUUUGUUUAUCUUCGUAAUAAUGAUUGACUCUCUGUUUAAUGUGGCAUGAGAGUAAUAUAUACACAUAAUGAUGUGAGGGUCAAACUCUUGCAGAUCGUCUGCAAGUCUUGAGGGUCUGUCAAUGAAGUCUUCUGUCUGAAGACUGUCAAAAAAGCUUAUGUAUGUAUAUACGUAAGAGAUCAAGCCACAGCAGACUAAUUUGCUAGUGAAUUUGUUGGUUCAUUAGACCAUGCCUAACGAGCUUUUAAUGCGCGUGUAAAUUUUUCCUAGUGCUCAUGUUAUUUCUCAUGCUCAUGUUACUCCUUAUUGAGCUUCUUAAUAUUUAGGUACUAAUUUAAGUAUCCUUCUUUUGUUAAUGCAAUAAUUUAUAACUGCCAAUGUUCAGCAUUGAUGAGAUGUAAGAACCACAAACAAAUUGGAACUCUAAGAGAUCUAUGUUUCAAUAUAUUGUGUUGUGGGUUGUAUUUACAACAGUCCACUAUUCGAAAAAAUCAAUACAUGAAGGACAAUAUUGAAUGAUCCUUCAUUGAAAGAGAUCAUCUUUAUAAAUUAAGAUGAUUUGGCAAUAAGUUUUGUUAAAAUAAGUGCUCGCAAUAAUUUUUUCCUAGCAACAUGUUGUUGCCUACAAGUUAUCGAUACAUACUUAAUGAUAAUGUACUUCACAUUUGAUUUGAGAUUAUAGCUUCAAAAACAGUGUAACAACUACCUCCUUUUGUCAAGGCGUCACUCUUAAAGAUACUGCCAUGUAUAUUUUAGUAAUCUAUUAAUAAAUGUUCCGAAAUAACUGAUUGUGAAUUAA